AUGAACACUAUACUUAACCUCCAUAGAAUUGCUGGUACAGAUACAUAUCAGGUGGGGUGGCAUACUUUCACAACAGAAUUAAUUCCUGCAGGCUCCAGAGCAACAACUCCUGGAAUAUAUUUGGACAUCAAGGCUGAACAUCUAGCAAGCAGUUACAUCCAAAGUCUAUCUUAUGACGGCAGUAGCAAUAGGCCCCAACAGCACUAUUUCGUUCAGGAAUCCAGCAUACAACAGCAGUUCUAUAAUAUUCGGCAGGCCCUUGUUGAUCUCUUCGCAGCCAAACUGAACCCCGCAGCAACCUCAGUGAACCCCAUCUUUGCCUGCACUGACAUUAUGAAUUGGCGGAAAAGGAAAUGUAUAUUAAAUUCUUCGGUCGAGAUAAGAGACGCCAUAUCUUCAGAGAGUACAUCGGAAGACUUGGACUUGCUGGGAAGAUGUUGCAUUGAUUUUGGGCCCCAGAACACUCCUAAAACGCGUGGUUCUGGAAAAUUUAUCCAUGAUGGCCUAAGGGUAUAUGGACGAAAUCUCGUGAUGCCACAUCUAGAUCGCAGGAAUGUGCGAACUCAAUGGCAUUGGUACGUGGCCACACCUGUCUAUAAUGGCAGGUUUGAUAUGAACUGUAAUUCAGUGAGGGUAGAGUCCAUCCAUGGCGGUUGCUGCACGACUAGUAGAGAUGAUGACGAAACAAUUCCUGUAGCUACGACGCAUCUCAGUCUUAUGAUGAGCCAAUCGAUGCGAAGUCUGGACAUGGUCCCCAAAAAGCGCUCAAUUGUCUCAUAUGGUGCGCCUGGAAUCUCCCCGCUCGUUAAGCACAUAGGUUGGAUAACAAAUUGGAGGGGUUCGAGGCAUUCUUUAUGGAGAGAAGAGCAAUCGUCUAACCAGGAUAACGCAAGCGCGGCAACGAACAUACUCCCAGCGUUAGGGAGUAAUGGCGUGGGUGCUGGCUUGAUCCCUCAACUAAGCCCGCGUCCUGAUGUAGAUUUCGCUAAUCAAAGAAGAACUCUUCAAACUGAUAUUCAAACCUUAGGUGAACAAGCAAUUCUUGAGCCUCCAAUGGCAGUGCAGGUGCCAAUCGUGGUUAUCGUACGUAGUGGAAUGAGACCGGCCAGGGCUGUUUGUAUAAUUUCAAGAUGUCAGAAUUUGCCAGCCAACAUUCGUGAAUUCGCAAGCGAGGCCCUGAUUAGCAGUAUAUCCAAAACUAGGGUGUGGCGGGAAGAGGGAAUGCAGACGCUGGGAAUCACUCAUCAGGCUGCUACAUGCAUCGGUUGGUGGUUAUGCAAAGUCCUGGAACUAACACGUGACACAGCGGUUGGUAUUAUGUUUUUCAACCAUAGAAGGGUCUUGGGGGUUGGUAGAAACGAAACUCACGUGACUCCAAGCCCUUCCACUGACGCUCGCUCCCAGCCCCAGCCACCCAACAACCCCAACCACUCAAACCACGCCAACCUCCCCACCAAACCCAACCCCACGCAUUCAACAUGCAGCUACAAAAGUACUCUUCGCUCGCUGCACACCAUAUUCCCACUUCUCAUACUACCUACAUAUUAUUACUCCAGUCGCAAUCCAUACCACACUCCCAAGCUCCUGAUUUUACAUCAUCCGAGCUUGAGCUUGAGCUUAGACGUUUGCUUUGUUGGCACGCUUCGUUUCAUCAACACGAAUUCAAUCGCAGCAGAAGAUCGCUUUGAAUAUCUAGCCGUUGAGCUUGGAAACGAAAAUUUAAAAGGGUAUGAUUCACAAAACCUUAGCCUUGUGCUUCGCUUUUCAGCACCUAACUCGAAGCUCCGACUCCCACCACCACCGCGAUCUCCAUCUCACGAAACCAGCCUAGCUCUUUCGUGUCAUCCACACAAACAUCAGCCUCCCCACCUAUCCACCAAAAUGAAGCGCAACAUCGUCAUCUUCCUGAUCGUCCUCAUCCUUUUCAUCCUCAUCGCCCUCAUCGCCUACGUAAUCUAUUACCUGCAAACCCGAAUGGCAGUCGGUGGUACCGCAUCCAAACAUACCCACGCUGUAUAUAUGGAUAUGGAUAUGAAAAAAGGAUCCUUCACUAGGAUGGGACUGGGAUUGGGGUUGGGAUUCGCAUGGCAUAGCGGUUCGGCUCUGCGCACUGGUUGGAUACCCGAAACGCAUAUCCGCGUUCGCGUUCAGAUUCACCUUCUUACAGAAUACACAUAUAGCUCAGCUCCGUUUUACAUCUCGAAUAUCAAAGCUUCUGCUCGGCUUCCCGUGAUCCAAUUCUUCAUAUUCUCCCUUGAUUCUCAUUUUCUGUCCUAUUACAAGGAGGCUAGGCUGAGUAGUGGUAGAUGGUCAGAUGGGUGUUCUUCCAUUGAGGAGAAGCCCGACGUGAAGAAAAGGGAAAUCAAUGCUCCUCACCAUAUAUAUAUAAAAGGCUCUGAUUCACUCCCUCAAAACACAUUACCGAGCGUACGGACUAUCACGCACAGCCAAGACAGUACUCAAAUUACGCCCCGCAAAUUUCCUCUAGAAUACAUGGCCAGGCCAUCCGCUUUUGAAAUUGACCCUAUUGCGUAUGCGCCAAUUCCACUGGAUGAGAUGAAACAAUCCGAAACAGAGCAACCAAAAGAGUUGGCUAGAAGAUGGGACCGAGGCGAGGUUGAUUCCUAA
Lindgomyces ingoldianus is the source of this 2628-nucleotide messenger RNA. RefSeq lists its product as uncharacterized. NCBI's taxonomy places the organism in Eukaryota, Fungi, Ascomycota, Dothideomycetes, Pleosporales, Lindgomycetaceae. Bases 1 to 2628 code for a protein of 875 amino acids. The transcript is spliced from 26 exons. The record is from RefSeq and is a predicted model, not a curated record.